AGUAGCACUCUCCUUCCUCUCUCUCUCUCUCUCUCCACGCCUGUACCUGGGCAUCUUCUGGUCCCAGCUCCUCAUCCAGAUACCAGUGGAUAAUAAUUGAUGUUCUAGCUAUAAAGGGCAUGCUUUUGGCUGAAAAGGCAUAGAUUCAUCAACAGUUUGAACUUUGAAGCAUGACUAUCACCAAUGUUCUGUCAAAAGCAAAGGUGUUAUUUGAACAACAUUCAAGUCUUAUUUUGGACUACAAUCCCUUCAUGUCUAGAUGGAAGCCUGUCACAUUUGAGGAAUCUCUCAAAUUUGUAAGAAAAGUAAAGGCUCGUGAUUAUCAUUUAUAUUUAUCAUUGCUUGACAUUCUAGGUCAGGAGCACAAGUCCCCAGAGACCUACCAACAGCUUGUGCUGCUAUUUCAGAACCAUGAUGAUUUGCACGAGGAGUUGAAACGUUUCAAGCCACAGGCCCAAGCACAAUUUUUUGGUCCAUGGCUUGUGUUUCUUCUUCUGCCUCUAUCUGUCUUGAGCUUAUAUCUUAUCUUCUGUGAACAACCACUGAGAUGUCUAAUUGAACAAAAUGCAAACAAAACUUCCUUGUUGUAAAAUCUUAUUUCUUUUGCUAUAGUAAAUAACCUUCUUGUAUAAUUGUCUGGGCAGUGGUUUUUAACUUGUACACAAAAUCAUAUAUUGAGAGAUUGGAUGGUUGCCUAUCUA
Elaeis guineensis (African oil palm) is the source of this 701-nucleotide messenger RNA. RefSeq names its product paired amphipathic helix protein Sin3-like 2. Gene Ontology annotation, biological process: negative regulation of transcription by RNA polymerase II. Gene Ontology annotation, cellular component: chromatin; histone deacetylase complex. Lineage: Eukaryota; Viridiplantae; Streptophyta; Magnoliopsida; Arecales; Arecaceae. The record is from RefSeq and is a predicted model, not a curated record. Gene Ontology annotation, molecular function: transcription corepressor activity.